Hypoxylon fragiforme is the source of this 2317-nucleotide messenger RNA. RefSeq names its product glycosyltransferase family 31 protein. The transcript is spliced from 2 exons. The record is from RefSeq and is a predicted model, not a curated record. Gene Ontology annotation, molecular function: glycosyltransferase activity. Lineage: Eukaryota; Fungi; Ascomycota; Sordariomycetes; Xylariales; Hypoxylaceae. Bases 529 to 1863 code for a protein of 444 amino acids. Gene Ontology annotation, cellular component: membrane.
AUAUAAUCUACACGCGUCUAUGCGUAGUAUACAUAUGUAGGCAUGCAGGUUUUGUAUUGUAUCCAAUUGUACCCCAAAGUUCCAACUUUUUGACCCCUGAAUAUACAAUAUACCUAAUACUAUUUAUGGAUUCCAUAGAGGGGCUCAUUCGCCCAUUCUUCACCUUAGGCUAACCCCUACCCCAGCUACCUAAUCUGUCCAACAUGUGGUACAUUGUGCAUUGUGGGCAGUGCUUCUCAAAUGGAUGUGCUCUUUUUUUUUUUUUUUUUUUUUUCAAUUCUUUUUUUUUCCUUUUGGUUACUUAAUAUUUGAGCUUUAGUGCGGCUACAUACCUACCUUUAGUCUCAUGAAGCAAGGCGCUUCAAUAUUCUUCCUUUCUUUGUUCUAACACGCGCGCGCGGCUGUUCGAAACGCCUGCUUGCAUUUGCAUGUUUUCGACUUUGACCCGCACUCGUUUAAUUUCCUGUCGUUGGCUGCAUAGUACCCCCUUCUUUCUCCCUGUACAACCACCGAGUCGAUUCGUGUACCAUGUUUUCUGCUCUGCCAUCACUAUUCUCGCGCUCCAUAACUCGAGUGCUUGCUGUGGUCUUAGUAUUCUUCCUUCUUCAGCAGUAUCUCUACUUCCGCCACUCGGUCCCAGCUAGCCGGGACUAUCUGAGCGGCCAUACUCAAUCCUCAUGUGAUUCACUGAAAGGGCUCGACGACGUGUUCGUCAUCCUUCGGACAGGUUCCACUGAGGCUCCCAGGAAGCUGCCAGUUCACUUCACGACCACUUUGCGCUGCGUUCCCCACUAUGGUCUCUACUCUGACUAUGAAGAAGAAAUUGACGGACAUCAUGUCUACAAUACCUUAGACGAACUCGACCCCGAGCUGGUGGCCACACACCCCGAUUUCGAAUAUUAUCGCCGAUUACAGGAAGGAGGCAGAGACGCCUUCACACCCGAGGAAUUGGCACAAUGGGCAGCUGCCAAGAACACGGAUGGUGGCCGAGAUAGCCCCUUUUGGAAAUUGGACAAGUGGAAGUUCCUGCCUCUGGCCGAGAAGGCUCUCCGCCAGCGGCCUGAGGCGAAGUGGUAUCUCUUCAUCGAGUCGGAUACCUAUAUACUGUGGCAAACGCUCUUGGAAUGGCUGUCCUACUUCGAUCCAUCCAAACCUUACUACCUGGGCAUGCAGAUGCAGAUAGGUGAUAUCAUCUUCGCCUAUGGCGGCGCAGGAUUCAUUCUCUCCAAACCAGCCUUGCAGACGCUUGUCGAACAGCGUAAAGCUAAUGUGAAGAUGUACGACGACUAUACGGCUAGUCAUUGGGCCGGUGACUGCAUUUUGGGAAAGGCCUUGAGGGAUUCAGGCAUAAACCUCCUGUGGUCCUUCCCCACGCUCGUGGGCGACCAGCCCGCUGAUAUUGAUUUCAACACCACGUUUGGAGGCGCAGACAAGCAACCCUGGUGUUUCUUUGCCGCAAGUUAUCACCACCUUCCACCCGCUGAAUAUAGCAAAUUUGCUGAGUUCGAAGCGAUCUGGAACCAAGAGAAUGCUUUCCGCAUGCGCCAUCGAGAUGUGUUCAGGUUCUAUGACCUACCCCGUAUAUCAUCUGAGGCUACUGAUUGGGAUAACCUAUCCGACAUGGAGCAGCCUGGGGUCGAUUCUUUCGAGGCUUGUCGUAAGAACUGUGGGCGCCAACCCGACUGUAUGCAGUUCUCUUUCUCGCAACAGUCUUGCAAGACAUCCAAGGGGGUUAUGCUUGGACACCAGGUGUCUGAGACCACCGGCGAACGAAUAAAAUCGGGCUGGAUUAUCGAACGAAUGGAGGAGUAUACUGAACGCAUGGACGCGACAUGCGGCAAUAGAGAUUGGAUAUUACCUUGAAUACUUCCUAGGUUUCACUCACCACUGGCGUAAAAUAUAUGUCGGUAUCCCAGAUCGCUAUGUCUAUCGCAUCAUCAGCCUGCAAAAUACCACCUUGUUCUUGUGGAAUUAGCGCCCAAAUCUAGAUUCUAUGUCGAGACUAAGGUCAAUGGGUUACGAUGCACAACACUCUCCGCAUAGCUACUCGAGCGACAACUCCAUCGGAAUUUGUCACAGGCUUCCCGGGACUGUGCAUGGUGGCGCCGAACUCACGAGCCCGGACUCUCUCUUGUAAAGGAUAAAACUAGCAGAGCCUCCGGCCUGUCACGUGUGAAGACGAUCUUGCGAAGAAUGAGGCGCCGUGUCUGGUUAUUUCGCAAAGGCCCGACUUGAGCCACCAUUGCAAAGGCUGCAUAGGUAUCAAGUCCCUCCCUCGUGUCCUAAUCGACUAGGGAAUGCAAUGGCAUCGAUGACG